Molecule: messenger RNA, 8288 nt
Organism: Phyllostomus hastatus (greater spear-nosed bat)
Lineage: Eukaryota; Metazoa; Chordata; Mammalia; Chiroptera; Phyllostomidae
Gene: ATP8A1
Product: ATPase phospholipid transporting 8A1
Exons: 37
Coding region: 322-3816 (1164 amino acids)
Biological process (GO): phospholipid translocation
Cellular component (GO): plasma membrane
Molecular function (GO): ATPase-coupled intramembrane lipid carrier activity; ATP hydrolysis activity; magnesium ion binding
Source: RefSeq, a predicted model, not a curated record
GCGCCGGCGCGGAAGCGAAUGAACACGCGCCCCGGCGACCCCUCCCUGGCGCCGGAGCCCCAGCUCCGCCCCUCGCCGAGCCGCCCCCUCCGAGUCUGCGGGGAGAGCUCGCCCAGCUCUGCGGACGCUGCCACCUUCGUUGGCUCUUCCUCCUGUCGCCCGCCUGCGGGGGCUGCGCCCCGCGGCCUUGCUGCCCUGGGUGGGCGGCCGGGUUCGCGCCGCAGCUAAGCGCUCGGUGCGGCGCAGCCAGGUCUCCCGCCUGCGCGGAGUAGUGACAGGUGCAGAGUCUGGACUGAAGAUCCACCUGCAGCCUUCGCCGCGAUGUCCACCAUGCGGAGGACCGUGUCGGAGAUCCGCUCCCGUGCGGAAGGUUAUGAGAAGACCGAUGAUGUCUCGGAGAAGACCUCACUGGCAGACCAGGAAGAAAUACGGACUAUAUUCAUCAACCAGCCCCAGCUGACGAAAUUCUGCAACAACCACGUCAGCACUGCAAAAUACAACAUAAUCACGUUCCUCCCACGAUUCCUCUACUCUCAGUUCAGAAGAGCCGCCAAUUCAUUUUUCCUCUUUAUUGCACUGCUUCAGCAAAUACCUGAUGUAUCGCCAACAGGUCGCUACACGACACUAGUUCCUCUCUUAUUUAUUUUAGCUGUGGCAGCUGUCAAAGAAAUAAUAGAAGACAUUAAACGACAUAAAGCUGAUAAUGCAGUGAACAAGAAACAGACACAAGUGUUAAGAAAUGGUGCUUGGGAAAUUGUGCACUGGGAAAAGGUGGCAGUAGGGGAAAUAGUGAAAGUGACCAAUGGGGAACACCUCCCAGCAGAUCUCAUCAGCGUGUCCUCCAGUGAGCCCCAGGCCAUGUGCUACAUUGAAACAUCCAACUUAGAUGGUGAAACAAACCUGAAAAUUAGGCAGGGCUUACCAGUAACGUCGGAUAUAAAAGACAUUGACAAUUUGAUGAGAAUUUCUGGCAGAGUCGAGUGUGAAAGUCCAAACAGACAUCUCUACGAUUUUGUUGGAAACAUAAGGCUUGAUGGACAUGGCACGGUCCCCCUGGGAGCGGAUCAGAUUCUCCUUCGGGGUGCUCAGCUGAGGAACACACAGUGGGUGAUUGGAAUCGUCGUCUACACUGGGCACGACACCAAGCUGAUGCAGAAUUCAACAAGUCCACCACUUAAACUCUCAAAUGUGGAACGAAUUACAAAUGUACAGAUUUUGAUUUUAUUUUGUAUCUUAAUUGCCAUGUCCCUUGUCUGUUCUGUGGGCUCAGCCAUUUGGAAUCGCAGGCAUUCUGGAAGGGACUGGUACCUCAAUCUAAAUUAUGGUGGCGCUAAUAAUUUUGGGCUGAAUUUCUUGACCUUCAUCAUCCUUUUCAAUAAUCUCAUUCCUAUCAGCUUGUUGGUUACAUUGGAAGUGGUGAAAUUUACUCAGGCAUACUUCAUAAAUUGGGAUCUCGACAUGCACUAUGAACCCACAGACACUGCUGCUAUGGCUCGAACAUCUAACCUGAAUGAGGAGCUUGGCCAGGUAAAAUACAUAUUUUCUGACAAAACGGGUACUCUGACAUGCAAUGUAAUGCAGUUUAAGAAGUGCACCAUAGCUGGAGUUGCUUAUGGCCAUGUCCCCGAGCCCGAGGAUUAUGGCUGCUCUCCUGAGGAAUGGCAGAGCUCACAGUUUGGAGAUGAAAAAACAUUUAGUGAUUCAUCACUGCUGGAAAAUCUCCAAAAUAAUCAUCCCACUGCACCUGUAAUAUGUGAGUUUCUGACAAUGAUGGCAGUCUGUCACACCGCAGUGCCGGAGCGAGAAGGCGAUAAGAUUAUUUAUCAAGCAGCAUCUCCAGAUGAGGGAGCCUUGGUCAGAGCAGCCAAGCAACUGAAUUUUGUUUUCACUGGACGGACACCCGACUCAGUGAUUAUAGAUUCACUGGGGCAAGAGGAGAGAUAUGAGCUGCUCAGUGUCCUGGAGUUCACCAGUGCUAGGAAAAGAAUGUCAGUGAUUGUUCGCACUCCAUCCGGGAAGUUACGACUUUACUGCAAAGGAGCUGACACCGUCAUUUACGAUCGACUGGCAGAGACCUCAAAAUACAAAGAAAUUACCCUGAAACAUUUAGAGCAGUUUGCUACGGAAGGAUUAAGAACUCUGUGUUUUGCCGUGGCCGAGAUCUCAGAGAGCGACUUUCAGGAGUGGCGCGCGGUCUAUCAUCGCGCGUCGACGUCCGUGCAGAACAGGCAGCUCAAGCUCGAGGAGAGUUACGAGUUAAUUGAGAAGAAUCUUCAGCUACUUGGAGCUACAGCCAUUGAGGAUAAAUUACAAGAUCAAGUGCCUGAAACCAUAGAAACUCUCAUGAAAGCAGACAUCAAAAUCUGGAUCCUCACAGGGGACAAGCAAGAAACUGCCAUUAACAUUGGACACUCCUGCAAACUUCUGAGGAAGAACAUGGGAAUGAUUGUUAUAAAUGAAGGCUCGCUUGAUGGAACGAGGGAAACUCUCAGUCGUCACUGCGUUACCCUCGGCGAUGCUCUUCGGAAGGAGAAUGACUUUGCUCUCAUCAUUGAUGGGAAAACCCUCAAGUAUGCCUUAACUUUCGGGGUUCGGCAUUAUUUCCUGGACUUGGCUUUGUCAUGCAAAGCUGUUAUUUGCUGCAGGGUUUCUCCUCUUCAAAAAUCUGAAGUCGUUGAGAUGGUCAAGAAACAAGUCAAAGUCAUAACGCUCGCGAUCGGCGAUGGAGCCAACGACGUGAGCAUGAUCCAGACGGCACACGUGGGUGUCGGCAUCAGCGGUAACGAAGGCCUCCAGGCAGCCAAUUCUUCCGAUUACUCCAUAGCUCAGUUCAAGUAUUUGAAGAAUUUACUGAUGGUUCAUGGUGCCUGGAACUACAACAGAGUCUCCAAGUGCAUUUUGUACUGCUUCUACAAGAACAUAGUCCUCUACAUCAUCGAGAUCUGGUUCGCCUUCGUUAAUGGCUUUUCGGGACAGAUCCUCUUUGAGAGAUGGUGUAUAGGUCUUUAUAAUGUGAUGUUCACAGCAAUGCCUCCCUUAACUCUCGGGAUCUUUGAGAGAUCGUGCAGGAAAGAGAACAUGCUGAAGUAUCCCGAAUUGUACAAAACAUCUCAGAACGCCCUGGACUUCAACACCAAGGUUUUCUGGGUUCAUUGUUUAAAUGGCCUCUUCCACUCAGUUAUUCUGUUUUGGUUUCCACUAAAAGCCCUUCAGUAUGGUACCGUGUUUGGAAACGGGAAAACCUCGGAUUAUCUGCUAUUGGGAAACUUUGUUUACACUUUUGUGGUGAUAACUGUGUGUUUGAAAGCUGGAUUGGAAACAUCUUAUUGGACAUGGUUCAGCCACAUAGCGAUCUGGGGCAGCAUCGCACUCUGGGUGGUGUUUUUUGGAAUCUACUCAUCUCUGUGGCCCGCUGUUCCGAUGGCCCCUGACAUGUCAGGAGAGGCAGCCAUGCUGUUCGGCUCUGGGGUCUUCUGGACGGGCCUGCUCUUCAUCCCCGUGGCGUCCCUGCUGCUCGACGUGGCGUGCAAGGUUAUCAAGAGGACCGCUUUUAAAACAUUAGUAGAUGAAGUUCAGGAGCUAGAGGCAAAAUCUCAAGACCCAGGAGCAGUCGUGCUUGGAAAAAGCCUCACCGAGAGGGCGCAACUGCUCAAGAACGUCUUUAAGAAGAACCACGUCAAUCUGUACCGGUCUGAAUCACUGCAACAAAACCUGCUCCACGGGUAUGCUUUCUCUCAAGAUGAAAAUGGAAUCGUCUCGCAGUCAGAAGUGAUUAGGGCCUAUGAUACCACAAAGCAGAGACCUGAUGAAUGGUGAUGGGGAGGGGCCGCCGAGCAGGCCCUGCUGCGUCUCUGAGGAGAGCUCCCACGUCUCCACCGGAACCCGCCGACCAGUCCCAGCCUGGUCCAUGGAGGCAGAGGGUGGAUCUGAGCUCGCGUCCUUGACUGACAUUCAGAUUCAUGUAUAUUAUAGACAUAAGCACUGUGCGACUCUACUGUAACACCAUCUCUUUCAGAUUUUUCAAAGUUUUUGCUAAGCCUUUGUAAACAGAAAUUGGAAAUGACCUUGUAUCUUGCCAGAGUGCUUUCUUAAAUGGAGAAUAGGUCAGUAUUCUUAAGCUGUUACUCUGGGGCUGCAACUGUCAAUUUAGUGGAUGUACCACAAGGUGACCAACCAUUAAAAAAAAAAACUCUAAAAUGGGAAUAAGUGAACAGGACUCUUGAUAUCCAGACUUAGAUUUCAGAAUAUGCUGACAAAAAAGAAAACCAGCAUUCUUAAGGAACUGACUCAACUUACUGAGAAAAAUUCCUAAACAAGACAUGAAUAAGUGUUUGUGUCAAAAAUUAUCUUGAUAAAUGUUUGCCAAAGAAGUUAAAUAAAUGUAUUUUUCAUUCAGUAGUCAUUUGCCCAGAAAUUUGAGAGAAAGUUUACCUCCAAUUCUGCUAUGAGAUCUGCAUGCUUGACUUUUCAAAUAUAAGACUGAUUUGCAAACAAAAAAAAUGAGUAUUUCAAGGCAUUUGCUACUAAAAUCUGUGAUGUUGCACCUUUGGCCUUACAAAUGCUUCUCACUUGUUUGUCGUCUUUAUGUGUCAAGUUAGAGGACACAUGUGGUGAUGUGAUUCUGUCGUUACGAUACUGAUUUUUAAAACUGUAUGUCUCAGUCAUUUCUAAUGAGGUUUCAUCGUCAUUUAGAUUUUUCUAAAGAUCCAGCUUCUGCUGUAGAUUGAGUGAUGUCAUUUUGUCUUAAAGUUUUCUCUCUUAAGAAAAAUAUGCUUACCUAUUCAUGUGGCAUUUCUAAUGCUCCUGUCUGUUGAGGUGUUUGAAACAUCCUGUUGGGUAAAUGCAUGGGCUUCUGUACUGUGUUUCGAUUCUCCCUGUUCGUUCCCACUAGAGAUGCCUGCUGUCUUAUGUAGCACGCCCUGUGUUAUGCUGACCGCCCUCUACUUACGACUGAGAAUUACUUCACAGUUCACUUGUCAAGCAGCUGCCAAAAUCAGUCACAUACUGCUAAUUGGAACAAAUAAAUAGUACAUUUUCCCCAUUUAAAAAAUACCUAUUGUAUUCAGAAAGCCUAUGACUUUACGGUCAAAGAACACUUUUCAUCGUGAGUUGGUUCCAUUAAUAUGCUUUAAACUGUAUGUUCAGUUUGAUUAUUUUCUGCAUUUUCAAGACAUCUAAAAAUGCCUGUUUUGCUACCAACAAUAAACGGUGAAGGGGCUGUUUUGAAACCACAACCAGUUUUCUACACUAUUUUUAAAAUAAUGCUUUCAUUUAGGAAAAAAUAAAAAGGAGUACUAGAUUUCAGAUACACUUCAGAGAUUGAAGCAAACUUUUUGCCUUUUAUUCAAAAGCCUGUUUGCCUUUAAGUGGACUUACCAGCAAAAUGGAUAGAAGUUCCUCUUUAAAAUAAAGUCAACUAGAACUGAGAGGUGAUUUUUUCCAAAUCACUCCUUGAGGUUAAUAAUUUCACAUUCUCUUUGCCCUUUUUCUCAAUCUAGAUUUAAAAUGAGGCUAUACAUCAUUUCCUUCUCAGUGUUUUUAGCUAUUUGGUUACAAGCACGCCUCCCACAUUUUCUACAAAUAAGAGAGGUUAUAACACACACGUAAUUCUAACCUAAAAGGGGCAAGGAGUUGACAUACUUCACUUCCCAGACCCUUGCCUUUUGGGGUUCAGAUUAAGAGAUUGUGAAUCAAAACAUCUCACAAGACCACAGGUGUAAGCUCAUCUUCAGAAUUCCAAAGUCACAGACUUGACCUGUCUACCGAGUGGAUAUUUAGAGUGGCUUUCCUGGGCUUCCCAGUGGUGAUGGUUACGGUUAAACCACAAAAACUAAAAAACAAGAAUGACCUGCCUCCCUCCAGAGAAAACCUAAUGGCAGAUACAGACAACAGUUGCUUCCACUUGCCCUCACCUCACCAGGGACAUUUUUCUCCAAAACUUCAAUAGCAAAAUAGGAUGACUGUAAUACAACUGCAUUUUAUGACUUAAGAAAACUAAAAGUUUUAUUUUAUCUUGAAACAUGGAUUGUUUCUAUGGAGCUCAUCAACGUGAGUGGAAUGUUCAUGGUUAAUAAUGUAUUGAAUCAGGAUUGGAAAUAUGACUAAUUUAUGGGGGGGUUUUUUGCCCCGUGGCUCUCUACUUGAAUGAUCAAUAUUAAGUCAAUUUCUUCACUUCUUUGGUGGGAGUGGGGGAUGGGCAUCAGGGAGUGAUCGCCGUGGCAGAACUUAAAGAUUGCAAGGCAGUGACUUGAUGGUGUUAAAUUAGAGAAAACCCUCUGAUUUUUCAACCUUCCCAAGGAGAAAAAAAUGAAACAGUUUUACCAGGAUUCCAAUAAACAGUGAAGUGACUUUCCACAAGUAUUUUCUGAAAUAAAGGACAUGUACUCUUCAAUUAAUGGUAUUGCUAACACCACUGCUUUACAAUGUUUACAAUUCAGAAAAUACCACUUACAGCAGAAAAUCCUCAUUUGUUUUGCAUGGAAAAGCUGGGAGUCGCUUCAUUAAUGUUGAAUAGGACACAGUGACAUUGUGCCUGAACUUUCUAAAUGUUUUAUAUAACAUAUGAAAAUAUAUUGGUGUUUCACACCCAGAAAGAUGCUAUAUGGUAGAAAUUGUUAGCAGGAAAAUGGUAUUUCUCAGGAAUGUAGUAAAUUUGAAAUGGUGUAUGUGCUGCCCACCCUCCAACGCCCCGCUCUGUCUGAUGUAAGCCCGCCUCAGCAGUGUUGCAAAGCUAAUGGAAGACUUCUAAUCAAGUCAGGUGAAUGUGUAUUCAGCUCCACAAUAUCAGCCAUUUACAUAAAUUGUAUGGUCAUUAAAUGGAAUCAAUGAUUCCUCUAAAUUUCCAGAGGGGAAAAAUGAAUUCAAGAAAUCAGCAUUUAUUCUGAUUGUUACAUUUUAUGUUUUAAUUUUGCAAUUCAGCCUUCUAAAUGUCCAAGAUGCGUGUCACAUGAUAGUGGGCGGAGCAUUUUGCACGCUGUCCCUCACCUGUAGUCUGUCAUUUCCGACGUUCUUUCAGGAAAGGAAUGGUAGUCGGAAAGUCAUAGAUUGUAUGUUUAUAGUUUUCAAAUUAUCUAUAACAAUGUCAGUAUUACGAAACCUGAAUAAUCAUUAGUGUUUAUUUUUGUGCAGAUGACCUUUGACAGUUCCCAGUUUUAAAGCAUAUUAUCAAAUAAGUCUAUACUCUCAUAAUCAUCAUCUACAGAAUUUACUGAGAAAAGGCCCACCCCAUUCAGUCAUACAGGCCAAGCCUGUGAAUCCUUUCUAUCAAUUAUUCAAUGUAACACCAUGCGGUCUGUUACCUAAGUAAUGCUUUUGAAUGAUGACUAUGUCUAUAAUGCCUCUUAAAGAGACCAUAGUCUGAUUGUUCUCACAUUAAAAUGACUGCAGUCACUUGUGAAACUUAGUUAUACUUUGCUGCAUUUUAAUUAACCUUCAACAGAUAUUAAAGUGGAAUGUAAGUUAAAUGUUGAAGGAAAGGAAAUAAAUGUUUUCCAUUUUCCAUCUCGAUUUAUUUUCUGUAGGAGAGCAACUGUGUUUUUGAUAGGCUUGUGGUUUGCAUGAAUUCAUAUUUAAAGUGGUCCAGGCCAAUGCAUGGCUAUUGCUGUAAAUCUUGAUGUUUAUUUUGCCUUUUAAAAUUCUAUCAUGGCUUACCUGGAAUUUAAUAUUCAGUGGACAAAUUAACUGGUCCUCUGCACAACUUUUGUUUAAUAAGUAAAUUAUUUUACAAACAAAUUUGAACAAAUUUAAUUGAAACUUUUGUUUAGCUUACCUCUGAGAAUUUUUCUUAAUAAAACUCACAGAACUUCUCAGCAAAUAAAUCUCCCUUAAGUAGGAAAAAAGCUAGAGUUCAUACUUGCUUACUUUGAAUUAACAGCAACUUUCCCUAGGUAAAUCUCCUCUUGCAAAGAUGUGAGUGGAAUAUUAAAGAAGUAAAUAUUUCUACAUCUCAUGGUUCUAGAAUAGAAGCCAUAAAUGCAGUAAAUACUGUUUGUUGUUUGUUUUACUACUUGAAACUUCAUUUUUCACAUUUUCAAGUUUAUUAGGUUAUUUUAAAAAAAGCAGCCUUGGAAGGCAGCUAUUGUACUAUGGGAAACUGCAGUUUGCAUUCAAGAUAAAAUAGUGUUUUCAGCUCCAUGAAAAACCAUUCCGCUGAAACUGCUGUAGAAUCGUGAAGCUGCAUGAGUGGAGAGUGCUGAGUCUGUGACUGUAGUAGUUCUCUCAGGUCUGUUCAUCUCGAUGUUCAAUGCACUGUGUUUUGUAAAUAGUUAUUAAAGUUGAGUAAUAUCCAA